Tympanuchus pallidicinctus (lesser prairie-chicken) is the source of this 2593-nucleotide messenger RNA. RefSeq names its product calcium binding protein 39 like (gene CAB39L). Gene Ontology annotation, biological process: intracellular signal transduction. Lineage: Eukaryota; Metazoa; Chordata; Aves; Galliformes; Phasianidae. Gene Ontology annotation, molecular function: protein serine/threonine kinase activator activity. The record is from RefSeq and is a predicted model, not a curated record.
CUCUUGCUCCUCUCUGCCGACUGCCUGCAGCUGCGAACUCGCUCCCGAGAUGCAGAGGAAUGAGAGCACAGCCACUUGCAUAAGAAACUCAGGAGCUGCUAGGGAUGAAUGCUAUUUUUUGUUCCCUGGCAUGUUCCCUCACCACGUGGCCCAGCAAACAGCAACACCAGUCCAGGAGAGGUGGUGGUGUAAAGCUGUGAGUAGGCAUUCCUCUUCUACACUGAAAGAAGAAAUCCAGGUGAAGAAAAAAACCAUGCCUUUGUUUAGUAAAUCGCACAAAAAUCCUGCUGAGAUUGUGAAAAUUCUGAAGGAAAACAUGGCCAUAUUGGAAAAACAAGAAAAAAAAACAGACAAGGCGUCAGAGGAAGUGUCAAAAUCUCUGCAAGCAAUGAAGGAAAUUCUGUGUGGGACCACAGACAAGGAACCACCAACAGAAGUAGUGGCUCAGCUGGCACAAGAAUUGUACAACAGUGGCCUUCUAGUGACACUUAUUGCCAACCUGCAGCUCAUAGAUUUUGAGGGUAAAAAGGAUGUUUCCCAGAUAUUUAACAACAUCCUGAGAAGACAAAUUGGCACACGCAGCCCUACUGUGGAAUACAUUAGUGCCCAUCCACAUAUCCUAUUCAUGCUUCUGAAAGGCUAUGAAUCCCCAAAUAUUGCCUUACGCUGUGGAAUUAUGCUGAGGGAGUGCAUCCGACAUGAACCGUUGGCCAAAAUCAUACUUUUUUCAGAACAGUUCAGAGACUUUUUCAAGUAUGUGGAAAUGUCAACGUUUGAUAUAGCAUCUGAUGCCUUUGCUACGUUCAAGGACUUGUUAACAAGGCACAAGUUGUUGGUAGCAGAUUUUAUGGAACAAAAUUAUGAUACGAUCUUUGAGGAUUAUGAAAAACUCCUUCAUUCUGAGAAUUACGUAACAAAGAGACAGUCCUUGAAGCUGCUGGGUGAACUGAUUCUAGACAGACACAACUUUGCCAUCAUGACAAAAUAUAUCAGCAAACCAGAGAAUCUGAAGCUGAUGAUGAACUUGCUCCGAGACAAAAGCCCCAACAUUCAAUUUGAAGCAUUCCAUGUGUUCAAGGUUUUUGUGGCCAGUCCAAACAAAACGCAGCCCAUCGUGGAGAUCCUGUUGAAAAACCAACCCAAGCUCAUCGAGUUUCUGAGCAAUUUCCAGAAAGAGAGGACGGAUGAUGAGCAGUUCACCGAUGAGAAGAACUACCUGAUCAAGCAAAUCCGAGACUUGAAGAAGCCGACAGCAUAAAGAACUCCACUCAUUUUCCACUGUAGGCAUUAAUCUCUUCUGUUAAGUUCCUCAGUGUCCCUUAAACACCACAAUAGUGCUUGAGAAGGCACGGCAAGUGCCUGGGUUUUUUAUUUUGUCUUUGUUCCUAGAUGUCAAGAGUAUAGGGGUUUUACAUGAAAGCUAAAAGAAAAAACAACCUAGAAUAAUAUAUUAUUUUUAAUCGAGACUAGAAUUAUUUAUGUCAGUUUAGAAUCCUUCUGAACUAGAAGCCGCUCUGCCAUUUGUGCUCAAGGAGGACAAACCUCCUAGCUUAUCUCUGUGGGCAGGCUCGCAUGCUGGGGAGCGCACGAGGAGCUCCUGUGUGCCGAUGCUUUCCCUCUGCACCCAUAGCUGUGACUUUGUUUGAGUGCUGCACACACACACACGACUGUGAAAGAGUACAUUUGUCUCUGGAGUUAGCUGCAGUUACAGAUGCUGUUUUUUUAGCCAAAACAGUCACGUUUUUCCUUUGCUUCUGUGUUCUCGUCUAUAAGCUUUCUUUAACCCUAGAUCAGAGGUUUUCUGUUCGGUCUGCGCUGGGGAGGUGGAUGAAGGCACCUGACUGGGCAGAAUCAUGCACUGCAGGGUGCCCAGCUGGAGGAAGGUGAGAACACCUCUCUUGGUGAGAUGUGGCCUCAGUGUGAGCUGCUGUGUGGCCCUGGGGCUGCAGGAGCUGCUCUCAAAGCUGAGAGCAUCUGUUGGGUGCUCACGUCGAGGCCUUGGAGCACCCAAAGGCUGCUGCUUACCUGGUGUUUCCUAUCCCUGGUCAUUCACACCUGGAUUCAGGUUCCACAGAGGCAGUCAUUGCACUGCUCACUCAUUUAAGGUUGAAUAAGCUCUGUGAUCCAAACAGUGUUUCCUGUGUGUGCUGGGACAGUGUGGGGUCUUUUUUCAGUGGGAUUGAAGGUGUUCUCUGGGGCUUCAUCGGGAUGUGGAGUUUGAGAGCAAGGAGUGGAAAUGUCUUGAGUUCUUGCCAGCUGAAGUCCUGAGUUGUCCUGUUUGUUGCAAGGUUGUUUUGCAGCCAAAGCUGGCGCUGAUGCUUCAGAUAGAAAGGCCAACUGAAUUGUGAAAAUGGAGCAAGGCUUUUUCCUUCAUGAAAUUGUUGUAUAUUGGGGUGACUGAUACUUUUAUUUAUGUGCUAUGGAAAAGGGAUGAAACUGAACAGAUUGUGGAGUCAUGGGUUUGUAUUGUUGGUUUUUGUUUUUUUUUUUUCAGAUGUCAGAUACACACACACACACAAAAAAGCACAUCUUAGUUGCCUGGAAUUUAAAAAGAAAAUAUUUACAAGCUAUUAAAGGCAUGAUUACCAAGUAA